CCCAAGAUGGCGCCCGAAACCCGGAAGUGAGCGCGGCCGCGGCGAAGCUCGGAGAAACGGAGGUGCCGCGGGCUCCGCGCCCGGCCGGACCCGGGUCCGAGGUCAUGAUGCCACCACCACGGAGCAAGAAGCCCAGAUAGAUGCCCCUGCGGUCCGGCUCGUGGAGCCCCCCGAUGCUGGCAGUGGGGCCCACCAUGGACGGGGAGUUCCCUCCGCACGAGCCUCCACCAGCCGGCAGUGUCCUGUACAGCCCGCCGCCCCUGCAGACCCCGCUGUGCGGGCCCAGCGUCCAGAAUGCCAUGCUGCAUUACCCCUGGUGGAACAGCUUCUCGCCCACGCCAUACCCAGCCUUCUCCAGCGAAAGCCACCAGUUCAUGAACUCCUCCUUCAUUGUGGGCCAGCCCUGCGUGGACACCAGCUAUGGCCCUGCAGCCGCCACCCCCAGCUUCCCGCCAAAGAGCAGCGACUUUCCUCAGGACUCCUCGUACCUCGAUGACCUCUCCAAUGCCUCCAUCUUCUCCUCGUCCGUGGACUCCCUCUCGGACAUCGCAGACACACCUGACUUCCUGCCCGCCGACAGCCUCAGCCAGGUGCCCACCAUCUGGGACGUGAGCACUGGCCCCUCCACCCACGACAAGCUGUUCCUGCCCGGCGGGCCAUUUACAGGCCUUGAGGACCCUGUGUCCUCUCUCUCCAGCACCCCACUUCUCGUCAGCUACCAGUCUCAGAGUCACCCCGAGGAGGACGACGAAGCUGAGGAGGAUGAGGCGGAGGAGCUGGGCCACGCAGAGACCUACGCCGACUACGUGCCGUCCAAGUCCAAGCUUGGGAAGCAGCACCCGGACCGCGUGGUGGAGACCAGCACGCUGUCCAGCGUUCCGCCACCGGACAUCACCUACACCCUCGCCCUGGCCUCCUCCGACAGCGGGGCCCUUUCCGCCCUGCAGCUAGAGGCCAUCACCUACGCCUGCCAGCAACACGAGGUCCUGCUCCCCAGUGGGCAGCGCGCGGGCUUCCUCAUCGGCGAUGGCGCGGGCGUGGGCAAGGGCCGCACGGUGGCCGGCAUCAUCCUGGAGAACUACCUGCGAGGCAGAAAGAAGGCCUUGUGGUUCAGCGUCUCCAACGAUCUCAAGUACGACGCAGAGCGCGACCUGCGGGACAUCACCGCCCCUGGCAUCGCGGUGUACGCGCUAAGCAAGAUCAAGUACGGCGACAACACUACCUCAGAGGGCGUCCUCUUCGCCACCUACUCCGCCCUGAUCGGGGAGAGCCAGGCAGGCGGGCAGCAUCGCACGCGCAUCCGGCAGAUCCUGGAGUGGUGUGGGGAGGCCUUCGAUGGCGUGAUUGUGUUCGACGAGUGCCACAAAGCCAAGAACGCCAGCUCCACCAAGAUGGGCAAGGCCGUGCUGGACCUGCAGAACAAGCUGCCCCUGGCCAGGGUGGUCUAUGCCAGCGCCACAGGUGCCUCUGAGCCCCGAAACAUGAUCUACAUGAGCCGCCUGGGUAUCUGGGGUGAGGGCACGCCCUUCCGGACCUUCGAGGAGUUUCUGCAUGCCAUCGAGAAGAGGGGUGUGGGCGCCAUGGAGAUCGUGGCCAUGGACAUGAAGGUCAGCGGCAUGUACAUCGCACGCCAGCUCAGCUUCUCCGGUGUCACCUUCCGCAUCGAGGAGAUCCCGCUGGCCCCGGCCUUUGAGCACAUCUACAACCGGGCGGCCCUGCUGUGGGCCGAGGCCCUGGGCGUGUUCCAGCAGGCAGCCGACUGGAUCGGCCUGGAGUCACGCAAGUCCCUGUGGGGCCAGUUCUGGUCGGCCCACCAACGCUUUUUCAAGUACCUAUGUGUUGCCGCCAAGGUGCGCCGGCUGGUGGAGCUGGCCCGGGAGGAGCUGGCCCGGGACAAGUGCGUGGUUAUCGGGCUGCAGUCCACGGGUGAGGCGCGUACCCGGGAGGUGCUGGGCGAGAAGGAGGGCCAGCUUGAUGGCUUCGUGUCCGCUGCCGAAGGCGUCUUUCUGUCGCUAAUUCAGAAGCACUUUCCUUCAACCAAGAGGAAACGAGAGAGAGGACUGGGCAGUAAGCGAAAAAGGCGGCCGCGGGGCCGUGGGGCCAAGGUGCCCAGGCUGGCGUGUGACGCAGCGGGCGUGAUCCGCGUCAGUGACGACAGCAGCACGGAGUCGGACGGCGGCCUGGACAGCGACUUCCACUCCUCCCCCGAGUCCCUGAUGGAUGAUGACGUGGUCAUCGUGGAUGCCAUCGGGCUCCCGGCCGACGACCGCGGCCCCCUGUGUCCCCCACCGCGGGACCUGCACGGCCCCGGUGUCCUGGAGCGGGUGGAGCGGCUGAAGCAGGACCUGCUGGCCAAGGUGCAGGCGCUGGGCCGGGAGCUGCCCGUCAACACCCUGGACGAGCUCAUUGACCAGCUCGGGGGUCCAGAGUGUGUGGCGGAGAUGACCGGCAGGAAGGGCCGCGUGGUGUCCAGGUCUGACGGGACGGUGGCCUUCGAGUCCCGGGCGGAGCAGGGCCUCUCCAUCGACCACGUGAACCUCAGGGAGAAGGAGCGCUUCAUGAGUGGAGAGAAGCUCGUGGCCAUCAUCUCAGAGGCCUCCAGCUCUGGCAUCUCCCUCCAAGCCGACCGCCGGGUCCCGAACCAGCGGCGCCGGGUGCACAUGACAUUGGAGCUGCCCUGGAGUGCCGACCGGGCCAUCCAGCAGUUUGGCCGGACCCACCGCUCCAACCAGGUCUCUGCACCCGAGUACAUUUUCCUCAUCUCGGAGCUGGCUGGGGAGCGCAGGUUUGCCUCCAUCGUGGCCAAGCGGCUGGAGAGCCUGGGGGCUCUGACCCACGGGGACCGCCGAGCCACCGAGUCCCGUGACCUGAGCAAGUACAACUUUGAGAACAAGUAUGGCGCCCGGGCGCUCAGCUGCGUCCUGACCACCAUCCUAAGCCAGACAGAGAGCAAGGUGCCGCUGCCCCAGGGCUACCCUGGAGGGGACGCUGCCUUCUUCCGUGACAUGAAGCAGGGGCUGCUGUCUGUCGGCAUCGGCGGGCGCGAGUCCCGGUCCGGCUGCCUGGACGUGGAGAAGGCAGACUGCUCCAUCAGCAAGUUCCUCAACCGCAUCCUGGGGCUGGAGGUGCACAAGCAAAACACGCUCUUCCAGUACUUCUCCGACACCUUCGACCACCUCAUCGCCGCCGACAAGAAGGAGGGCAAAUAUGACAUGGGCAUCCUGGACCUGGCCCCUGGCAUUGACGAGAUCUACGAGGAGAGCCAGCAGGUGUUCCUGGCCCCCGGGCACCCACAGGAUGGGCAGGUGGUCUUCUACAAGAUCAGCGUGGACCGCGGCCUGAAGUGGGAGGAGGCCUAUGCCCGGUCGCUGGAGCUGAUGGGCACCCACGACGGCUUCUACCUCUCCUACAAGGUCCGUGGCAACAAGCCCAGCUGCCUGCUGGCCCAGCAGAACCGCGGCAAGCUCUUCACCGUGUACAAGCCCAACAUCGGGCGGCAGAGCCAGCUGGAGACCUUAGACAGCCUGUGCCGGAGGUUCCACCGGGUGACAGCGGAGGACGCCAGAGAGCACUGGGAGAGCAGCUACACCUUCUCGCUGACUCACUGCAGCCACAGCACGUGGAACCGGCACUGCCGCCUGGUGCAGGAGGGCAAGGACUGCGCGCAGGGCCUGAGGCUGCGACACCACUACAUGCUGUGCGGGGCCCUGCUGCGCGUGUGGGGCCGCAUCGCCGCCGUCAUGGCCGACGUCACCAGCAGCAGCUACCUGCAGAUCGUGCGCCUCAAGACCAAGGACAAGAAGAAGCAAGUUGGCAUCAAGAUCCCCGAGGCCUGCGUGCGCCGUGUCCUGCAGGAGCUGCAGCUCAUGGACGCCGAUGUGAAGCGCAAGCAGGCGCGCGCCCGGGGUCUCCCCGCGCUGCCACCCGCCCCGCGCCCGCUCGUGCUGCCCUGUGGCCCCGGCGAAGUCCUGGACCUCACGUACAGUCCGCCGGCCCAGGCCUUCCCGCCGCCCUCGCCCUUCGCCUUCCCGGCCCCGGCCCCCGGCGGCCUGCUGCUGGGUGCCCCCGACGCCCCAGCUGACCCCGCGGCGCUCCUGCACCAGGGUUGCGACAUCAACUUCAAGGAGGUGCUGGAGGAUAUGCUGCGCUCCCUCAAUGCCGCGCCACCCCCUGAGCCCCCCGGCCCGCUGGGCGCCGGUGGGGGCGCAGCAGGCACACCGGAGGGCAGCGGGGGCCCCGAGCGGCAGAGCGUCAUCCAAUUCAGCCCCCCCUUCCCCAACUCCUAGGCCCCGGGGCAUCCUUCCCGCACGAAACUUAUUUAUCUGUAAUAGGCGCCUUGUCUACGCGAAGCGGAUGGUGAGCAGGGCCAACACCGCUGCGGACUACUGAGAGGAGCAGGCGGGGCCAGGGGCCCUUCGUCCGGCCUCCUGAGGCCUCCACUGCAGUGCCUUCCCACCGGUGCCUGGGCAGACCCUCGAGACGCUGCCGGCCCUGGGGGUGCCCUCCGCCCUGCCUGGUGGGCAGUGGCCAUGUGCAGGCCCCACUCAGGACACUCAGGGGCCAGGCAGGGCCUGGGGGUGGGGGGCCUCCUCUGUGCCUCUGUCCUCUGCUGCCCUCCUCCAGGCCGGGGUUGGGGCUCCCACCCCACCCACCUUACCAGGCCCGGUCAGGCCUGGAUCCCUGAAAUCCACAAAACUGGGUGGCCCCAAGAGCUGGAAACUCAGGAAACCCCAGGUGCUCAGGGCCCCACCGCCUCUGGGGGGCUCCGUGGGGCAGAUCUUCUAUUAAUAUAUGCAACCCCCUCCCUGCUCUCUGUGCCCUAAAUUAUUGCCCAGCCACCUCUCCCAGGGCCUGGAAUCUCCUGCGGAGCUGGUGGGUGGCCCCCUGGUUUCUAUGUGUAUUUAUAAUGAAUUCAAGUGUAUAUAUGUAAAGAGAUCUUUUUUAAAUAUAUGUGCCUUUUCACUA
Messenger RNA from Mesoplodon densirostris (Blainville's beaked whale), 4965 nucleotides. RefSeq names its product strawberry notch homolog 2 (gene SBNO2). Lineage: Eukaryota; Metazoa; Chordata; Mammalia; Artiodactyla; Ziphiidae. The record is from RefSeq and is a predicted model, not a curated record. Gene Ontology annotation, molecular function: histone binding; chromatin DNA binding. The transcript has 32 exons. The coding region runs from base 141 to 4286 and encodes 1381 amino acids. Gene Ontology annotation, biological process: regulation of DNA-templated transcription. Gene Ontology annotation, cellular component: nucleus.